Cydia pomonella (codling moth) is the source of this 1901-nucleotide messenger RNA. Its product is annotated as lipase 1-like. Lineage: Eukaryota; Metazoa; Arthropoda; Insecta; Lepidoptera; Tortricidae. The coding region runs from base 697 to 1893 and encodes 398 amino acids. Gene Ontology annotation, molecular function: hydrolase activity, acting on ester bonds. The transcript has a single exon. The record is from RefSeq and is a predicted model, not a curated record.
UGGUAAGCCGUUGCAGAAUGAUAGGUAGAUACUUAUGAAGCGUUAUUUGAUCCGCUACUUUUGAUGCUGACUGUACCUAAUUAAGGUAUAUUAAUUAUUACUAGUAUAAUUUGGAAAUGCGUUCAAUAGUCGUAGAUAUUUCGAGUAAAAACCGAUGUUCUGUUGAGGAAGUUGCUUAUUGUUGGACUAAGGAGUAAAGCCGUGACGCUAAGUAAUGAAUACAUUCUGAACCUCCAGGGAUAAAGGUUAGAGCAACAAGAUUAUUACGUAGAUAGCCUUAUCGGUGACCCUGACCCUACAGAGCUAACGGUCCUAAUACCGGUAAGAACAAAUAUUUGUCGAGCACGAGUAUUAAGCUCCUAAUUCUCAGAUGUUUGGAAACAGCAAAGCAAUUAAUUUACGAACACCAACACACUUAAUUGCCAUUUAAUAUAGGUACCUUACUGCCAUUGGCAUAAGGUUUAGAAAUGCUUGAACUGAAAGUCGAGCCUCAUAAUCCAAUGGAAUAUUUUUAAUCACUUGAAGAUUAAGAUGGAAAACACUAAUGAUCACUUUUUAGUUAAUGUAACGCUUAAUUUACCAAUGCACAAUUAUUUGAGUUUAUACGUCACUUUCCAAUUAAUUGUGUAGUCAUACGGACGUAUAAUUAUUAAUUUCCUAGUUUUUCUCACGAAAGCACCAUUGUUUUAGCUUAGAAUGCGUUUAGUUGUAAUUAUAAUUCAAAUUUUAUCACUUUUUACAUUCUCUUCAAGUGAAUCUACUAAACACAGUGAUAUAAGUUAUAACAAAGUGUCAAAAGAAAGAAUGAAUUUCACAGAACUGUCGCGUGAAUGUGGUGUCUACGCUGAAGAAUUUGAAGUGGUUACUGAAGAUGGCUACAUAUUGACGCUCUUCCACAUACCGGGAAAGAAGAAGCCGGUACUCUUGGUGCACGGGAUAGGCGACACAUCGAACACUUGGGUUCUCAGAGGCAACAAGUCUUUAGCUAUCGCCCUGGUGCGUGAGGGCUACGAUGUCUGGGCUGGAAACAUAAGAGGCAACCGAUAUGGAAGGAAGCAUGUUAAUCUCAAUCCAGACACAGACGAGACUUUCUGGGACUUCAGUUUUCACCAAGUAGGUUUGUUCGACUGGCCUGCGAUGAUCGAUCGAGUGUUGAAAGAAACUAAACAAACAAAACUCAAUGCAAUUGCACAUUCUCAAGGUACAACAUCCUUUUUUGUUUUAUCAACUUUAAAACCGGAAUAUAAUGAGAAAGUUGAAUUACUAAUAGCUCUAGCUCCAGUAGCAUUUCUAGACCAUAUAGGACCCGGUAUGGCAUCUAUUGCCAAAUUAGGUCCCCUUAUUGCAAAAGUUCUGAAAACACUACGGAUCAAUGAAAUAUUUGCAGAUGGUAAUGCAGAUAAAAAGCUCAUGGAAUCAUUUUGCACUUUAGGAAAAUUGACAGAAAAGAUUUGUACUAUUUUCCCCUUGGGUAUAAUAACUGGUAUCAAUCCAGAUGGUAUAGAAUCAGAAUUUAUUCCACUGUUGUUUUCUCAAUACUUUGCUGGUAUUUCACGCAAAACUUUAGAGCAUUACAAUCAAAUGUAUUUUAGUGGAAAAUUUGCUCAAUUUGAUUACGGGCCCUCAAAUAAUUUACUAGUUUAUGGAAAAAUUGCUCCUCCAGAAUAUGAUUUGAGUAAAGUGCGUACCAAAACAGCCAUUUUAUAUGGUGAAAACGACAUGAUGGCAACAGUGGAAGAUGUUCAACGUCUUGGAAGACUAUUGCCAAAUUUAGUUUGCAUUAAGGCUAUAAAAGAUGAGAAAUGGACCCAUAUCGAUUUCACUUGGGGAAGAGAAGCAUAUAAGUAUUUAUUUGGUCACAUAAUUGAGUUGUUGAAUAAAAAUGGUCGAUGAUAAAUAAA